GAUAUUGGUGCUUUGUAGCGUGUAGAUGGGAGUAUCUUCUGCAGGGCCGGCCGAGUACUGGUUUUGAUGAAGUGUAACAUAUGCCGCGGACGCCUGUAAUGAAGUUUUCCCUGUUUGCAGUUAACGAGGAUUCAAGUUCAAAAGUGUCCUUAUAGUGCUAAAUUAGAUUUAAUUCGAAAAUAUAUAGAAAUCGAAAUAUUCUUUUAGUUCUAACCAGUGUAUCUAUUAAGCCGCUAUCUAUCUAUCUAUUGCGUAUGAAAUUAGUGCUGCUAAUUUUUAUCUAUUUUAUCUACUUUACAUACUUACAUUUAUUUCGGUGCGAUAAAUAAGGAGUGUGUAUAAGAGUGAUUUAUUUUUUUAUAUCUCCCUGAAAGUGUUGACGUAAAAUAGUUAGUUAAAAAGGGUGAAGUGAGAAGCCAAUCUUUAAUAAUGGAAUAUUUGAAGCUGCUUCUUUUACUAUUAGUUGCUGGAAUAGUAUCGUCAGCAAAAAUUCGACCAACACAAGCAACCGCGGACGCAGAUGACUAUGAUCCUUAUGAUGAUGGCGAAUACCCUAGCGAUGACGAUUAUCUAUAUGGCGACGACGAUGAUCCCGUAUUGACUGAUGACAAACCAACCGCCUUAUCGGAUUUUGCAGACUUGCUACCACCAUACUUUGAUGUCUCCCCCAUGCAGAAAACGGUAGUCGUAGGGGAAACUGUCACACUACCAUGCAAUGCAAAGAAUUUGAAAGAUAAUAAUAUAAUUAUGUGGCAAAAUCAAACUCAAUCACUGACACAAGGUCGUAUAGUUCUAACUCAUCGGUCAAGGAUAUCUUUAGGGAAAAAUUUUGAACUACAAAUUUCCAAAGCUGACCAGUACGAUUCCGGCCCAUAUUCUUGUGUUAUUCUGCCCCAGGGAUUAGAACUUGUCCAUUAUUUGCGUGUUGUGGAGGCAGAUCUAUACAUUACAUCUGGCGACAAAGACUUGACAAAUGGAGAUAUUGUAGUAAAGGAAGGCGUGCAAUUAGAGUUCCGCUGUUCUAAGCCAGGGGGUGAUAAUACGGAAAUUAAGUGGUCGAGGAAUGGAGAACGAGUGACUAGUGGUCUUAAUGGUAUUCAGGUUCAAAACGGAUCAAUAAUCAUUCCUAAAGUUGAUCAUCAUCAUCACGGAUUAUAUCAAUGCAUAGCUGAUAAUGGUGAAGAGACUCCUCCCCAUGCAUGGGUUGACCUUACCGUAAUGUACAAACCCAUAAUUGGCAUCAAGCGACAUUACGUUAACGCAGCCAUCGGUGAUACAGCCGAGUUGUAUUGUACUUAUCACGCAAAUGAUGCUAAGGAGAUGACCGAUAAUUCCGCUUCAAUCAACUGGUCGAAAGAAAGAACCCUCUUGAAAAACAAUGAAAAUAAAUAUGAAAUCAGGAAUAACGAAAAUAUGGAAGCGUACAAAGUAAAUCACACAGUUCUAUUCGUGAAGAAGAUCGACUCAUCAGAUUUUGGGGAAUACGAGUGUAUUGUUCGGAACAAACUGGGAAGCGAUACUGGCAAAGUGCACUUGAUUCAAGAGCCCGAACCUGCCCACUUCGAGAACAAGACGAUAGAAGGUAGACGCGCCACUAUUCAAUGGUUAACUAAGAGCAAACAGUUGUUAUCAGAAGCAGUUCUGGACUAUCGUAUCCACGGGUCUGAACGUUGGAUGACGGAAACCAUAUCUACUCCACAACAUCAAGGAUCCGGCAGUUGGAAACUUCAGCAUCAAGUGGAAUUAACGCCAGGCACAUGGCAUGUACGAAUCAAAACCAGAAAUAUUGCUGGCUGGUCGAAAUUCUCCAAGGACGAAACUCUUGUGAUCGAGGACUCGCAAGGAGACAAAGUGCAGAAUACAAGGAUACCAAAUGAUCAGUUACAAGCUGCGAGCAUCGGGGGAGGCAAUGGAAGUGCAACUAAAACAACCUCGUUUGUAGCCUUAGGUUAUUCAAUAACGUCUUUAUUGGUUAUAUCGACUCUGGUGCCAUGGUUUGGAUUAUGUUAAUCCAAAUUGUUUUGGUUUAUUUUGAAGGUUUUUACCAAAUCUGAACAGCUCCUUUUAUUAUAUUUAUAUUACUUUAUGCCUUUAUUUAUUAAUUCAUUGAAGAAUACAGCCGAAAUCGAAACCACGUAUCAUUGAUAGAACAUACAUACAGACCACUGAAGCUUUUGGCAAAAUACACGUUUCAGAGUUCCAUUUAUGUCAAAAUACUCCUUUGCUUCUGAUAAAUAUAAAUUGUUGCUAGUCACAUUGAAGUUGUCUCGUUCAAAUCAAACUUUUACUGAAUCCCAACUAGUGCCGGCUCAGUGGUCUGUAUGUUGCAUUUUUAAAAAAAGAUUCAUUUCCUAAUAUAUUCUUCACUAUGAACUAAUGUCACCUGUAGGAAAUUUUCAAAAAAUAGUUACUUCAUCCUGGCCGCCUUGUAUUAUAUUUAAAUUGGGUGAAUUCGUCAAUGCAUCAAUUUUUAAGAAUUGAUUUCAAUUAAUUCUAAUAAUUCUAGUGUAAAAAGAACGAAAUUGAUAGUUCGAAAUAUCGAUCCUAACUAUUUUUCUAACCACGUUAACGAAAACCACUAAUAAUUCUAUUUAUGUACAUAAUAAGAAAGCGUUUUUGAAUCUUAGAUAUUAGAAAUGCAUAUUAUACUUAAAUAAGAUAGGGGUUGAUCCAAGAGCAAUGAGACUUUAUCCGUCAAAGUAUAAAAAAAAACAAAAAAUACAACAGGUCAAUAUAUUUGACCCAUCUGGAUUGGUGCAGAAGCUUUUACGCUAUUUCGUUAUUCUGUUUCAUCGAAGAUGUUCCUUGAAACAAGGGAAGCGAUGGAAGCCGCUAAGAGUGAGAUCUUGAGAGUGAAGCAUUUGCUAGUUCGAAGCCCGAUUCGUAAAUCAGGCCUGUUACCGAUAAAAAUGGUGCGUUCAAUCAGGGUGAGACCUUUGAACUUCGUUUUGAAGAACCACAGGGUCGUUCAGUGAGAGAAA
This is a messenger RNA of Hermetia illucens (black soldier fly), 2981 nucleotides long. RefSeq names its product protein amalgam-like. The transcript has 8 exons. The coding region runs from base 430 to 2010 and encodes 526 amino acids. Gene Ontology annotation, cellular component: neuron projection. Lineage: Eukaryota; Metazoa; Arthropoda; Insecta; Diptera; Stratiomyidae. The record is from RefSeq and is a predicted model, not a curated record.